Molecule: messenger RNA, 747 nt
Organism: Fusarium falciforme
Lineage: Eukaryota; Fungi; Ascomycota; Sordariomycetes; Hypocreales; Nectriaceae
Product: Mediator of RNA polymerase II transcription subunit 8
Exons: 2
Coding region: 1-747 (248 amino acids)
Biological process (GO): regulation of transcription by RNA polymerase II
Cellular component (GO): mediator complex; core mediator complex
Molecular function (GO): RNA polymerase II cis-regulatory region sequence-specific DNA binding; transcription coregulator activity
Source: RefSeq, a predicted model, not a curated record
AUGGAUGAAUCAAGGACGCACACCUUGGACGAUGACGAGCUCAAGGUCCUGGAACAGACGCUCAGCAAGUUGGCGCAACUCUCUAGUAGCAUCCAGAGCUUGAAGGCGGACCUCAUGAGGAGCAAUCCACUACCACCAGCAUCCUCCCUUCAAGCCUCGACCCAGAUUCUCCAGCGAAACCUUCAAACCGUCCUCGACAGUCUUAACGAGAACUCGGAGCUCUUUAACCGCAUGGCCAUCCAUCCUUCACCAAACUACCCUGGCCGAACCCAAGAAAACGUCCUCACCCAACUACUCCGCAAGAAACUCGAGCCCGAUGUGGAAGAACUCGUUAUUGAGGGUCGGGAAGUUGCCCGCCUCGCCACACCAGAGGGAAUCAACGAUCUUCAGGAUAUCUGGCACGAGCUACGACAGUGGACGAUCGAUCGAGUGACGGCCUACGUCCGCGACGAGGCCAGCGACGUAUACACGGCAGAAGAGCGGGCGGCAGGCGUAGAAAACGUGCGCACGGGUCUACGCAGGGAUCUAGAAGAUGAGGAUGAAGAUGAGGAUGAGGAGGAAGACGACGACGACGGGACGGCCCAGCAAAAAGUAAGGGGCGCUGAGCCAGAGACGCUGCUGUGGUUUGCGGCGAGGGGAGACUUUGAGGUGCCGCGCAACGUCGAGUAUGAGCGGAAGAGGGAUGUGUACAAGGGGCUUCAGGGCAUCAACGCCUCGCCUUUUGAUAUGCCGGCACAAGGAAUGUAG